Molecule: messenger RNA, 2490 nt
Organism: Callorhinchus milii (elephant shark)
Lineage: Eukaryota; Metazoa; Chordata; Chondrichthyes; Chimaeriformes; Callorhinchidae
Gene: wasf1
Product: WASP family member 1
Exons: 8
Coding region: 27-1694 (555 amino acids)
Biological process (GO): positive regulation of Arp2/3 complex-mediated actin nucleation; actin cytoskeleton organization
Cellular component (GO): lamellipodium; SCAR complex; cytoskeleton
Molecular function (GO): Arp2/3 complex binding; actin binding; protein kinase A regulatory subunit binding
Source: RefSeq, a predicted model, not a curated record
UUCUUGUUCUGUAUGUUGAAUUCAGAAUGCCAUUAGUGAAACGAAACAUAGAGCCUAGGCAUCUGUGCCAUACAGUGCUACCGGGAAGUAUUCGGAAUGAACUGGAGUGUGUGACUAACAUUUCUUUGGCAAAUGUAAUCCGACAGCUGAGCAGCCUCAGCAAAUAUGCAGAAGAUAUAUUUGGGGAGCUAUUCAAUGAAGCUCAUAGUUUCUCCUUCAGGGUUAAUUCUUUGCAGGAGCGCGUUGACCGUCUUUCAGUUAGUGUGACUCAGCUGGAUCCAAAAGAGGAGGAACUGUCGCUGCAAGAUAUUACAAUGAGGAAAGCCUUCCGAAGUUCCACAAUUCAGGACCAGCAGCUGUUUGACCGCAAGUCGUUGCCUAUUCCAUUAUUGGAAACUUACAGCACAUGUGAAAAACCACCACCGCUUAAUAUCCUUUCUUCGUACAGAGACGAUGGCAAAGAUGGUUUGAAGUUUUACACAAAUCCUUCAUAUUUCUUUGAUUUGUGGAAAGAAAAGAUGUUGCAAGACACCGAAGAGAAGAGGAAAGAACGAAAACUAAAGAAACCAAUAGAUCGGCCCCGAGAACCAGACCGAAUACCAAGAAUGCCCCAGGACAGACGAAAGGGUGGAAAGCAAGCCCUGGGCGCAGAAUUUUCAGCUGAUGAUCGAGAUUUUCUUCAGAAAAACCGAGAUAAUAUCAAUGGACCACCAUUAUACUCUGAGCUAAGGCAGGACCCUUGUGCUGACUAUUCAGAUGACCAUCUUCUACACCUUGUACACUCAACAAUACCAAUUAGUCAUAUUACUGAUCCUUCCAUUGGAAUGGGGGAUAAAAUAUUUGUUUCAAGACCUCACGAGCCACCUCCACCUCCACCAGUGCAGACUGUGACUGAUGUGAAACCGGUCCCACCAGUCUUUAGUUUGAAUGCCGAUUUGAUGGAUCAUCAUCUUCGAUCUCCAGUUACCAGCAAGGCAACCGUAAUUAUGAGCCCUGCUGUUCCGCCUCCCCCUCCUCCACUACCACCCCCACCACCUCCUCUUCCUCUCACAGGAGCUUCAGUCAGAACCACCAUCACCUCAACACCUCCACUUGCUCCUAUGCUGCAACAGCCAAUGGUAUCUGUGCCACCACCAGCAACACCUCUUCAGAUUGCCCCUGGAGUACUUCAUCCUGCUGCUCCUCCAGUAGCACCCCCAUUGAUCAAGCCUUCCCUUCCAGUUUCUGCCCCGUCGCAUGGAGCUGAUGUGAUGACUACCUUUCCAGUUCAAACAAGUAAAGGACAAGGGCUGCCACCACCACCCCCACCACCACCACCCCCUCCUCCAUCUGGACCACGAUCCUUUUCUCCCCUUGUCGUAGGACCUGUCCCACCACCACCAGGUCCACCACCACCAUCUUUUGGUUCCAGACCAGCAGUUCCGUUGGUCCCACCAUCAUCUCCUUCUCAAGCAGGAUCUGAUGCUAAACGACAUCCGUCUUCCCUGCCUGUGAUUAGUGAUGCUAGGAGUGUUCUGCUUGAAGCAAUACGUAAAGGCAUUCAGCUUCGCAAGGUGGAAGAGCAGCGUGAGCAGGAGGCGAAACACGAACAAGUUGGUAAUGACGUAGCAACAAUUCUGUCUCGACGUAUUGCUGUGGAGUACAGUGACUCAGAGGAUGAUUCUGAAUUUGAUGAAGUGGACUGGUUGGAAUAGUGCUCCAAACUAACUUUGUACAGUGUGGAAUUUGAUGUUGGACAUUCACUGUGGCACUCAAUCCAUAGGAAUGUGUGUAUAUUUCAUAGUGGGGAGACGGGGAUGUUUUGUGUUUGCAGUAUGUGUAACACUACAGAUUUAAUUGGGACACCAAGCAUUUUCCUGGGAUUUUCUACUUCUGGUUCAUUGCAUCUUACUAGUUUUUUUAAUACAGACUAGAUGUUUUCCAUGUUGGUUACAGUUCUGUGGAGCGUUUUGUUUUGUAUGUUUGUAGAACAAAGGCAAACCCCUAAAGUAUUAAACCUAGGCUACUGGACACUAACACAGCGGCUCUGAAAUGUUUGUCUUGCGCUGUGUGAGAGCUCUCAGUCUUUGUGUUCUAAAAGUCAAAAAGAGCAGCUCGGGUUACACUAUGAAGCACAUUAGGAACACUAUUUGUAAGAUUGGCCUUGCACUAUAGUUGCUUCUGAUGUGAAGAGACAACAUAUCCCAUCAAAUAUUGCCUAUGUCAGUACUGUGUAAACAACCAUAUGCACUAACAUACCAUUAUAAGUAAAUGGACUGCCUGUAAUAAAUAGAAGUCAUUGAUCCAUUGUGGUGACUUGCCUUACUCCAUUAUUCAUAAUUUAAUUGCAACUCUUUGUUUGAAUGUACUAUUUUGCCUGCACACUAAGUGUUCAUCUGUGAAAACUACUGAUUAGAAGCCACUGCAUCACAUAUUUAACCUCAAGUGAUAUGAAAAUAAGUUUUCCUGAUGUUUGCUGUAUUUAAUAAAUUGAAAUUUGUUUGAAAUGUU